AUGCAUCAUAUGCAAGAGACUCCAAUACUCGACACUAGUGUUGAACACGAUCAUCCCAUCGAUUCAACCCAUGACCCAACUCAAGGCCGUUCACCCACCGAAGAAAAUCGUCGUACAUCUGCUGGCGAGAUUUUGCUUUCUGAGACAGAUACUGCUUGGCCAAAUACCAUUCCAUCCGCUGGUAGCGAAGGUGCCGAGAGCGAAAGCGCCAGUUCUCCCACUUCGAGUCCUCUAGGCUCCAGAGCCGAAGCUAUCAGACGUAAUAGAAGAGACAGUUCGGACGGCAGUAUUGAUGCGCAUAACGGAAGCUCUGUAGGAACUAUUAAUCUGUUCAACGUGAUUUCGAAGAGCCAGGCUGGCGGCAUUGCCGGGAAUCCGGUUAUUUCUGGUAGGCGCGGCAAAGUUGAUACUGGCAGCUGGAGGAAUAUAAUCAAUUUGAAAAGAGAUAAAAAGAAACAAGAUGAGAAUGGAUGCGAGGGCGGGAAGGUGAGAGAGGGGGAGAAGGGAGAGGGACGCGGGAUGGAGUGA
This is a messenger RNA of Orbilia oligospora ATCC 24927, 528 nucleotides long. RefSeq lists its product as uncharacterized. The record is from RefSeq and is a predicted model, not a curated record. Lineage: Eukaryota; Fungi; Ascomycota; Orbiliomycetes; Orbiliales; Orbiliaceae. Bases 1 to 528 code for a protein of 175 amino acids. The transcript has a single exon.